Messenger RNA from Symbiodinium necroappetens, 1434 nucleotides. Lineage: Eukaryota; Dinophyceae; Suessiales; Symbiodiniaceae. The record is from the annotation of a GenBank genome assembly.
AUGUGGCACGCUCGUUGCCGACGGCGGCGCAGAACUGCAAUCAUUUAUCGGCGCUCGCUUGAGUCAGAGCUCGAAGCGCUCUUCUUGGAGAGCCCCUGGCGCAGGGGUUUGGAGCCGGCGGAGGAGUCCAAGCCAACAAGACUUAGCUUCCUGGGCAAGCUGCCUGAGGACCUUGUGGGGACAGUAUACCGGAAUGGGCCAGGGCGCAUACGAAUUGGAGAAUCCAAAUAUGAUCAUUGGUUUGAUGGUGAUGGCUUCGUAACUUCCCUCAGUGUGGAUGGGAGGAACCAAGAGGCCGCUUUCACGUCGCGCUUUGUGAAGACCCAGAGGUAUGAAGUGCAGCAGAAGUCUGGGGAGCUUGUCAGAACCGAAAGGGGCUCUGGAAUGGCAUCGAUGGGUGCAUGGACGCCUGCCUCGAACGGCGGUUUUCUGUCAAAUGUCUUCAGAUUGCCUACAAACCCUGCAAACACAAAUGUCCUGUGGUGGGACGAUAGAUUGCUGGCGCUGUGUGAGGGUGGCAUUCCGUAUGCUUUAGAUCCAGGAAAUCUGGAGACACUGGGCGAGGAGCUAUUCCGUGAUCCGCCCCUUUCGCAAAGCGGAGUACAGUUUUUUUCCGCUCAUCCGAAACGCGACCCAGACUCUGGAGAGCUCUUUAACAUAGGACUGAAGAUUGGGCUUGAGCCGACCCUGGAAGUCUACAAGUGCUCUGCCAAUCGAUCCUUGAUGAAGCGGACUGUCCUCGCUUUGACAGAUUUGACAUUCGUCCAUGACUUUGCCAUAACACGGAAGCAUGUGAUUCUCAUCAUCCCACCCUGGAGUUGUUCGACCACUGGCCUCGCCAAGAGUCUCUGGAAGGGAGCGAUGGCACAGUUCUUCGAGUGGAAGGAGGACGCAGGAACCAGGCUGAUCGUGCUGAAACGCAGUGAUCUGUCUGUUGUCUUCGACAGCACACUGCAACCGGCAGUCUCCCUUUACCACACGGUCAAUGCAUAUGAUGAUGACAACGAUGCUGCGAUAUGGCUUCAGAUUGCUGCACACAAUGGACCCCGAGAAGAUGUCGAAAAGAACUUUGCAGACAUGUAUCGGAGCAGAUGGUCAGAUGCAACCCGCUGUUCUCUGCGAGAGCUCCGGCUAGACCUCGUGUCCGGAAGCAUUCGGAGCAGUGCACUGGGACCUGAAGCUGCCUCAAGCUUUGAGCUCCCAAGCAUACAUCCAGCCUUUGUGGGCCGCCGCAAUGAAUACGUUUGGACCAAUGCGGCAUAUCCGUCUGAUGCCGCAUUCUUGAACUGUGUGGAGCGGCUGGACAUGUAUGGAAACUCGGUGGACCGGGCCACGUUCGGCCCUUCGCAGUUUGCAGGCGAGCCGAUGAUCAUUCCAAAGGCAUCCACUUCAGAGGAGCUGGCGGCGUACAUGGCUGGCUUUAGUUUUGUUUAG